Molecule: messenger RNA, 4861 nt
Organism: Linum trigynum
Lineage: Eukaryota; Viridiplantae; Streptophyta; Magnoliopsida; Malpighiales; Linaceae
Source: the annotation of a GenBank genome assembly
UUGUCAGAUUCCUCUUAUCACAAAAGGAAGUUAUUCAAAGAAAUGUUAAGCUCCCACAUAAUCAAGUUACCUAUUGUUUGUGCCUUCGUUUGUGCACAAGGAAAGUUUAUUAUGUAGCCUGGUCUUCGACCAUUGUUUUCACUUUUCAGACCGUAACUUGUUAUUAAUACCCAUUAUAUCAGACUGUUGUAUACCACUUAUUCUGUGGCAACCUCUGCUGCUCUGAUUUAUGUAUUAUCAUGGUGCUUAGGUUCCUGUGAAGAAGGAGAAUGGCCAAACCAUUAUGAUUCCACUUUUUCAGAGCCAAGAAAGUGUUGCUGGCAAGGUGAAUGCAUCACUGUCUUAUCAUUAUUUUAGUUCUGAGCAUUAUGUUUUGCAUCUUAUGAUUGUCCAAUGCAAGAUUGGUUGCCUGAAUUCUCAAGGAGCUUCUGGAUUUGGGAUUGUUUUAGGUUGUGAUUGAACCACCUCUGGGGAAGAAGGUUGAGCACAAUGGUGUUAAGGUUGAGCUUCUUGGUCAGAUUGGUGAAUUUGUAACUUAAACACCUUACUUAAUCCCUUACAAUUAAAGGUGCCAGUGAAUGUGAGAUUUGGGCAUCUUCAUCGGGUUCUAUAUUCUUUUAUCAUGCACUCUUCUUGAAUUAUAAGUUGAUAAAACAGAGAUUGCUUUUUCAUUUUUGUUCUUCUUUGAUAUUAUGAUCAUGAACAAGAUAUUCUUAGAUUGCUAGAUAGUGACCUGUUGUGGACCUGUUCCCCACUAAGGUGUUUGAGCCAUGGAGGUAUUGAGCUUAAAUUUGGUUUUGAUUUUAUAUCACUUUUAUUUUAUUUUUUUCUUCAAAGAAAAUAAAAGUAUUUUGUAUUAGUGCCAAGAACUAAGAUUGGACUGCUCUCCUUUUGUAUAAACUGCUGAAUCGGGGCUCUGAGAAAGUACAGGGUGUAAUGAGAAGCCAAAAUCUCUUGUUGUCUCCAAAGUACUGUGUGUUUCAAAUCAUUCGUAUGCUUGGUUUUAGCAUUUCUUUCCUUUACGGGGGUUUGAUAGAGCUGGUUAUCUAAUGCAAGGCUAGUAAGAAACCAGAGUUAUUGGCACGAGGUUGAUCUCACCAUGCAGAUGCAAACAUCUAUCCCGUCCUAGGUUCAAGACCUUGGAGCUAACAAUCAACUAUAAAGAGAAAAAUAAUGAGAACUAGUUAAUUUGCCGACGAGAGUCUUUAUCACGAAACGGCAUUGGAUAGAGAAGGCUUUUUUCUGUGUCUUGUCACACUGGGAACUGUGGUUUUCUCAGCAGUAUGACUUGUUUUUAAUUGUCUGCUAAUGUUCUCUUCUCUUGUCCGGUGGUAACUGUUUUUCUGUUUUUGUUGCUUUGCAGAGUUGUACUUUGACAGAGGCAAUUUUUAUGACUUUACCUCUCUUGGUGAGUACAAUUCUCUUUUUGAUAUGUUAUUCCAAGAUUCAGUCUCAUUCUUACCUUCUUGUCUCUCCUUUGGAGUUGGUUAUCAAAGGCCAAUCAUUCUGUUUAGUUCAAUGAAUUUGGCUUAAGCAAACCAUUGAUGACUUGAUUCCUUGCUUUGUGGGCAGUACGUGAACUGGAGGUCCCUGGAGAAUUAUACGAAAGGAAAACAUAUCCUUUUGAAUUCUCCACAGUAGAAAUGCCGUACGAGACGUAUAAUGGGGUGAAUGUUAGGCUCAGGUAUUUCUUUAUUUAUGUACUCUGGAGAUGAAUUUCUUCACUUGCGAAUUGGUUAAAAGUUUUAGUUGGAUUAGAUGCACCUUUGAGAAAGAUUGUGUUGAAGGAGGUAGAAUACGGCCUUUUGUUAUGGUUGCUUCUUAUAGGAUACUGAGGCAAACUCACCCAAGACGAUUUGGACAGGUGAAAUCUAGAUAUUAUUUCUAGGGUUUAUAAUUUAGAUGGCAAGGGAGACCUACUAUGAACAUGGUACAUAAUCCAUCAGAGUACAGGGUGCCUGUCAUACUUCACACGGAGUACUGUGUUUGUUUAUGCUCCAAAAAAUUAGGUCCUUCUAGGUGAUACCUGUUUUAUAGUGGCUCAAGUGCUUCGCCAGCAUAUUACUCAACAACUGGAAGUUUGUUUUUGUUUGCCCACUCAGUUAAUGAAGCAGUACUCCUGUUACCACAACAAAUAUCUGUCAUCAUGUUCUUAUUAGUUGCAAAUACUCUAUUGGUAAACACAUUUGCUUUCUCUUUUCCCUUUUAUAUUACAUGUAUGUGCUGAAAGUGAAUGUAAGUCGUGGUUAUGCUGGGAGCAUAAUUGAAUACCAGGAGUUUGUGGUAAUAUAUUUCUUUUCCCUCCCUCAAGCACACUUGUCAUUGUUUGACGUUCGUGACUUGUUUUUAGGGAAUUCUUGUACCUUUGGUAUGGAAAUAGGGAGGUAUAAUUUGGAGAAUGUGAGAAUUUUGAGGAUAGUGUGAGGCUUUGAGGAAUUGAUUUUAGUAGACGGUUACAGCAUAGUUUGAGAAGGAAAAAGCGAGGGGGUAAAGCUUAAAACUUAUAAUUUGUUUGAGCAAUAAUUUCCUGAAUAAUAUUCUUUUUCAUUAUUAGUUUAGGCAAGAACUAAAAUUGAGAAAAUGGAGAGUGGAAAAAGAAGUGGAGCAAUAUUUUUGCCAGGAAAUGGGGUCACUGUUGAGGGGGCGUGGAAUUGGUUUGCUUUCAACUGGAUUCAUCUUCUCCUAAACAAUGAACUGUUGGGUUCGUCUUUGCCUUGUUUUUUGCUCUAUGCUAUUAUUCUGCUUGCGAUCAAGUUCACUGAUAUAGCAAGUUACUGUUCCAGGUACGAAACUAUGCUCCACCUCCACCUGUUAACAACAGUAUCAAGAUGGAAGUUGGAAGUGAAGAUUGUCUACAUAUUGAGUUUGAGUACAACAAAAGCAAGUGAAUCAAUUCCAAUCAGACUGUUCCUCAGCCCAUAUGACCUGACACCGACGCACCGCAAUAUCAAUAACAAGUUCAGUGUGAAGUAUUAUCUAAACCUUGUUCUAGUGGAUGAAGAGGACCGUCGCUACUUUAAGCAGCAGGAAAUUACAAUAUACAGGAUGCAAGAAGAUUCCUGAUUCAAGGCAACCAUACUUGGGAUGAUGAAGGUUUUAUCUGAAUAUAGAAAAGAUUGACAGCCAUUUGACAAAAUUGUAAAGCGUUUUCUUCAGUUACAGUUGAAGCUAGUGGGGUCGAUGAUCCCGUCUCUGCUGGAAGCUACUGGUGUAGUACCUCGUGUUUACGAAAUCUAACCUUGUGACGUGGCUGGUGCAAGUUACGCUGGGUGGCAGAAGUUGAGAGUGAGGGAUGCCUCAUGCUCGUUCCUGUUGCUUCUGCACUGCCAUAUGCUAACCUUUGUUGCUUGCAGCUGCCUGUAGUUAUGCUUUGCUGUUUAGAAUGAAAUACAUGUUGGCUGGAGAGAUUGUUACAGCGGGUUAGGAUGUAGCUGGGAUAUUUUAUUGUGCUGUGUUUAUGGGAAAUUAAUUAUAUAAGUUAAGCAUUCUGACGACAAAGGUUAAAUUUAGUUGUUGAAACGGCAAGCGCGAACAACAUGCUAGUUUUGCAUUUGCUGAGUGGAUUGUUUCCUAGAUUUGCAUUAUGCUUUGGGAUGUGUUUGGUUUGGUUUCCUUGACUAUGUACUUGUGAAGGAAUGAUAGUUUUUAUCAUGCAUGUUAUCAUGUGAAUCCUAUUUUGAAAGGAAUUUGUUUGGUUUGAUGUAAUUGUGCAAGAGAUUUUGUAUAAAAUAGGUGUGCAAAUGACAUGGGUUAGCCAACCCACCCCUCUAUGGUGAUUUUCAAUACCUUAUGCUCCGGAUUCCAUCAUUUUGAUGCAUUUACAGCCUAUUUGGAUACAAUUUCGGAAUUAAUGGAAAUGGAAAUGGAAUUUCAUUUUUUUUUUUUUUGUAGAAUUUCAUUUUCAAUUCUAGUGUUUGGUAUAAUUCCUACUAGAGAAAGAGAGUAAAAUGAUAGUGGUCAAUAAAAUAAUAAACAGUAUUGAUGGGUCCCACUAAUUCCAUCUUCAUUCUCUCAAUUCCUAUCACUUUUGAUAGGAAUUGUAAUUCCCAAAUUUUAGACCCAAUGGAAUUCAAUUCUCAAUCUUUUUAUUUUUCCAAACGUAAUAUAUGGAAAUAAAAUAUUUCCAAUUCCUUACAUUUUUUGUCCAUCCAAACAGGCUAUUAGCGAUAUCUAUUAUGGAAUUUUCACCUUUCGUAUUGUUAUCUGUGCAACUUGUGUGGCUGUCAUGGUAAGUAAUGUUCAUAGUUUGAAAAUGGAAUAAAUUCCUAUCGUGUGAUUAUCAUUCGUGAGUUUGAUCGUCGGUGCCAAGUAAACAAAAUAUCGAGUUUACCGAAAGGCCGAAGCAACACAUUUAAGAAACGAAAGAUUGUCUGUUUUUUUUAUCUAUAACUUAGGGUAAUCCUAUGCCGGCCAUUACAUUUAAGAAACAGGCGACCAAUCCAUCCAUAUCUUGUCGUUAUCUCAUCUACACAAUGUGUUCGUAAUUAACUAUUCAUAUUUCAUACAUCAAUACAGAGGAGAGGAUUUGAAAUUGAUUCCUCGUAACCCAACCGUUUUUUUUUUUUUGUUCAGCAUUCACAAUGAAUUUGUGCACAAACUAGAAAGUUAACAGAACAAAAUGUUCAUAAUAAAUUAGGAUACUCUUCCUAAUUGUGAUAUUAUUAACUUAGGGAUUUCGUGCCAGCAAUGCGGUUAAAGAGUCUGAAUUUGAACAUUCUCCUAAUGAAUUCCCAUUUUAGGAAUGUUUCUGCAAUUAACGUUCCAAGCAGUCAAGCACCAGCUUGAAGCCCUUUCAUCAUGCACUUGAAUCCUCUCCUAACCCAAUGUGUAGUCAAUUAACAAAGAAAAUGACAGCUUAUGC